Molecule: messenger RNA, 4075 nt
Organism: Hyalella azteca
Lineage: Eukaryota; Metazoa; Arthropoda; Malacostraca; Amphipoda; Hyalellidae
Product: transient receptor potential protein
Biological process (GO): manganese ion transport; calcium ion transmembrane transport; regulation of cytosolic calcium ion concentration
Cellular component (GO): membrane; cation channel complex
Molecular function (GO): store-operated calcium channel activity; protein binding; inositol 1,4,5 trisphosphate binding
Source: RefSeq, a predicted model, not a curated record
UUUAAAGUAAUAUUGGUUAGCAUUCACUGUGCCUGAUGAAGUAGUAUUGGUAUACUUGAUUUGUACCUUCCUGCCAACAUGAACAACUCUACCAACAACACCAAGCACCGGAGACAUGAAUCAAAGACCUCAGCGGGCUGUGGGUCGCGAGCCAGCGCCUCCAUGGAGGGCCUGGCGCUGACCCAGGAGGAGCGCACGUAUCUGCUCUACGUGCAGCGCGGCGACGUAGCGUCCAUUAAGAGGCUCCUGGACCACGACCGGCCCCCGCCCUACCUGUUGGACAUCAACUGCACGGAUCCUAUAGGAAGAUCUGCCGUCACCAUCGCCAUCGAGAACGAGAACAUUGACCUGCUGGAGGCGCUGCUGGAGAGGGGCGUUGAACCCAAGGAUGCGCUGCUGCAGGCCAUAGCUGAGGAAUACGUGGAGGGCGUCGAGCUGCUGCUGCACUGGGAGGAGAGACAACACGUACCCGGCGAGCUAUACAGCUGGGAGAUGAUGGCGAAUGAUGCGGCCGUGUACACGAAGGACAUCACACCCCUCAUCCUAGCAGCUCAUCACAACCAUUACGAGAUCCUUAAACUCCUGCUGGACAGGGGAGCAUCCCUGCCCAUGCCUCACGACAUUAGGUGUGGCUGCGACUCGUGCCUCGCGUCCACACGCGAAGACUCGCUCCGUCACUCGCUGUCCCGCAUCAACGCGUACCGCGCCCUGGCGUCCCCGUCCCUCAUCGCCCUGUCGUCCAAGGACCCGAUCCUGACCGCCUUCGAGCUCUCUGCUGAGCUCUCGAGACUUGAGAGCAUGGAGCAUGAGUUCAAGGCUGAGUAUAAGAAACUGCAAGUGACAGUGCAGGAGUUCUGCACGAGGCUGCUGGACCAAGUUAGCACCCACAAGGAGCUGGCGACGCUGCUGAACUACAGCGCCGCUGACGGGGACGGGGGCCAGGCCCUCGAGUCGGAGGAGGGCGCCGUGUGCUCCCUCGCCAGGCUUAAGCUCGCCAUCAAGUUCUCACAGAAGUCCUUCGUGGCGCACUCGAACGUCCAGCAGUUCCUAGGCAACAUUUGGUACAACGGCCUGCCAGGCUUCAGGCGACUGCCGGCGCUGAGUCAGCUUAUGGCUGUGCUCAAGAUUGCCCUCAGCUUCCCUCUUCUCGCGCUGUCGUACAUCGCUAAGCCGGAGUCACCUAAGGGAAACUUUGCUAAAAAACCAUUUGUUAAAUUUAUCUCUCACUGCUCGUCCUAUUUGUUCUUCUUAUUGAAGGCGCUGUGGUCUGAAGGUCUUUUACUUCUCCCACAGGCCUGGUGUGGUCUGAAGUGAAGGCGCUGUGGUCUGAAGGUCUUUUACUUCUCCCACAGGCCUGGUGUGGUCUGAAGUGAAGGCGCUGUGGUCUGAAGGUCUUUUACUUCUCCCACAGGCCUGGUGUGGUCUGAAGUGAAGGCGCUGUGGUCUGAAGGUCUACUGGAAUAUCUCCACGACCUCAUGAACAUCAUUGACUUCGCAACGAACGCGUUCUUCCUGGCUUGGGUGCAGCUGAGGGUGACGUCAUGGGUGCUGGUGCAGCGAGACCUGCGGUGGUAUGACAGGUGGCCGUGGUACCCUAGGGAGGAAUGGCAUGCCUAUGACCCCAUGUUGUUGUCUGAGGGAUGCUUCGGAGCAGCUAUGAUCAUCAGCUUCCUGAAGCUCGUGAACAUCUUCAGCGUUAACCACCAUCUCGGACCGCUGCAAAUAUCGCUCGGGCGAAUGAUCUUCGACAUCCUGAAAUUUUUCUUCCUCUACAUGCUGGUGCUAUUUGCUUUUGGCUGCGGUCUGAUCCAAAUGCUGUGGUACUACGCUGACCUGGAGAUGCAGCAAUGCUACCAUUUGCCGGGUGGGCUUCCGGACUAUGAAAACCGGGAGCAUUCCUGUAUCAAUUGGCGCCGGUUUGCUAAUCUGUUCGAGUCGUCGCAGUCGUUAUUUUGGGCAUCGUUCGGGCUGGUCGAGCUCGAGGCGUUCGACUUGACCGGCCUCGGCAGCUUCACGAGGUUCUGGGGGCUGUUGAUGUUCGGCAGCUACUCCCUCAUCAACAUCAUCGUGCUGCUCAACCUCCUCAUCGCCAUGAUGUCAAACUCAUACCAAAUCAUUUCCGAGCGAGCGGACACCGAGUGGAAGUUUGCCCGCACGAAGCUCUGGAUCAGCUACUUUGAUGGUGGCUGUACGGUGCCCCCGCCCUUCAACCUCAUCCCCUCCCCGAAGUGGGUCAUGAGGAUGCUGGGGAAGGGCCCACGUGUCAUCAGGGGGAGCGUAAAGGACAAGAACAAGCGCCGAGCAGACCAGCAGCACCAGGACGUGAUGAGGCUGAUGUUACAAGUCGCUCAGUAUCGUACUGGAAUGAAUCAUAACCUGCAUUUCUUUAGGUUCCAGCUCAUCGAUAUCCUGAAGAACAACGGAAUGAACACCUCCAUCGCCGCUAAUGAAGAUCCGACGGUGAUUGGACGCAAGGGAAGAGCAAUGGAGCGAAAACUCAUGAAGGGUUUCAACAUCGGUCGAGUAGAAGGAAUCGUCAAUGAGAUCCUCACCGAGACCAAAAAACCCGGCAAUAUUUUUGGCAAACUUGCACACGCGAUUGGAUCGCGUCGCAAGUCAGUCAAGACAGACUGGAACGCUAAGGUCCACAGAUCUUCCAUGCGACGAGACCAAAUUGGUUCAUCGUCCACCAGUCUCUCGCGGUCCCAAGCCUCCAUCAGGAAGAGAAUCCAGUUCGAGAACGAGCAGUUACUGCAGAGCAUGAAUCCCUCAAACAUCACAGAGUACAACCCUAACGUUGGGCCGCUGUCAGAUCAGACAAAAAUCGCCUACGCAAAGUUCAAAAUGACUACUUUGCAAGUGGAAAAAAUAAAGCGAGAAAAACUGAAGAAAAUAACGGAAACAAACGAGCAACGUACCGAGCUGCCAGAUAGCAAGAAUUCCCUCACAAAAGCGGGUUCCGCUAUUCAAAAUUCAAUAGAAAAGCCUGCCGUUAUUGCCUAUGAAAACGAAAUGAAGCCCAGUCAAGCUACAACUCAGUGUUCUGAACAAGAGAACCAAAGAGGACAAUCAAUAUCGAAUAAAAGUUCCAAUAAGGAAGAAACGAAAAAAUCUGACUCUGCUAAAAAUAUCUUAGACACAUCUAAACCCGUUGUCAGUGCUACAUCAUCGAUUAAUUCAAAGCCAACAUCCUCUGUUCCAAAAACAUCAGUUUCAUCUUCUGUAGGCCCAUCAGAGGCUACAACAUCACCUUCAGCUUCUGCUGUAACUUCUUCAUCAACGUCAGCGAAAACCAAGACGCCAGCGACGUCAGCAAGUUCAGAGACGAGUUUCAAGCCUCAGCCAAAGCCUGCGGAGCUUUCCUCUUCUACUUCUUCAUUAGCAGAGGACAAGUUUUCGAAGCAAACUUUAAAAAUUUCAUCUGAAAAUGUUAAGGCAGAAGUAAUACGGAGCACGCCAGCCGUGAAAAUAGAACUGCCAACAACAGAUGACAAGCCUGCAACGGAUAAACUGCCGUCCCAGACAUCAACGUCUGGAGGGACAUUCAGUCCUACUGGCAAGUCCCAGUUGACGGGACAGAGUAGGACCGGUUGGAUUUAAGCUUAAAAAUUAUUCUUGAUUGUAAUCAUAACAUAGAAGAUUAAUUUCUCAUCUGGGCUUAAGUCCAUCAGUAGGUGAUAUUUUUAUCGAGUAAAGUUAUUCGAAUGCGCACUCUGAUACUUUCAAUUUAAAUUGCACGUAAAUUCGAACAAAGUAUGAACGCUCUGACGACGCAGACUAACCGGCAGUAAUAUCCAGCAUAGGUGUAGUUAUUAUUAUGCAGCAGAGGUUUAAUUAAAGCUUUUAUCAGGGCGAUUGUAAUUAAAUUGACUUUCGUUCUGGUGGAAGAAACUUUUUGGACCCAAAACUCUUUAUUAUUUGGUAAUUUUGGCAUUUAUCAUGAGGCUAGUCAAAGACGAUGAUUUCACGAUGUAAAAUAAAAUGCAAAUUGAUACGCCUCAUUUAUUCAUAUAAUUAUAAUUAAUUGACAUUAAUUAUCGCUUAAGCCAUUACACAGAUUUAUUCAUGCAAUGUC